This is a messenger RNA of Metarhizium robertsii ARSEF 23, 1368 nucleotides long. RefSeq names its product Integrase, catalytic core. Gene Ontology annotation, molecular function: nucleic acid binding. Gene Ontology annotation, biological process: DNA integration. The record is from RefSeq and is a predicted model, not a curated record. The transcript has 2 exons. The coding region runs from base 1 to 1368 and encodes 455 amino acids. NCBI's taxonomy places the organism in Eukaryota, Fungi, Ascomycota, Sordariomycetes, Hypocreales, Clavicipitaceae.
AUGCACCGGCAGAUAUCCCGGAGGCAGCCAAUCAGACCGAGCAACCCAUUUGAGGAAGUCUGGGUUGAUUGGACCGAUCUUACGGAAGAUUACCAAGGCUAUGUCCGAGUUAUGUUUAUCACGGACGCAUAUUCAGGUCUUGUUUUUCCUUAUUUUCUGAAGAGCCAUGGCUUAGGCAAAGAAAACCGAAGAAUCCUGCGAGACUUCUUCAACUGGAUAGAUGCUCAGUACAGUUUUAAGCCAAAAACUAUACGAUCAGAUGGCGAACUAUUCAGCAAGGAAGUCCGAAAGGAACUGAAACUUCGAUCUAUUCAAGCCAAAAGAUCAGCCCCAAACACUCAAGCCCAAAAUGGAGGGGCCGAGAGAUCAGGGGGUGCAGUCAUGGAAAAAGCCCGAACAAUGCGCAUAGCUGCACAUCUGCCACACAACCUGUGGAACGACAUUGUGGAGGCUGCUUGUUAUCUACGCAAUCGCACACCUCUUGAACGAAAUAAAUGGAAUAGCCCAUUCGAAAGCGUUUUCAAGAAGCAACCAAUAAUUAGUCAUUUGAAGGCUUAUGGUUGUAAGGCUUUUGCGAUGACAGCAGACGCUCAACUCAAGCUUCAGAGAAAACAAAAGCUUGAACCAAGAGCACAUAUCGGGUAUCUCGUGGGUUACCAAUCAUCAAAUAUCUACAAGAUAUGGGUUCCACACAAUAAUAAGGUUAUCUUAACUCGGGAUGUUGUCUUCAAUGAGUCUAGUUUCUUUGAGAACAAGAUAGCUCAGCCCGAACUACGACAAACCAUAAGUCAGCUGCUGGAAGAUAUUGAAAUCCCAGAAGAGCAGCAGGUUAUGGAAUCUAUGCUCGAAGAAGAAGAAGCAUUCAAUCAUUCUGACGAAUCAGAUGAAGAAGAUAUCCUGGAUGAGAUCGUCGUGGAUACAAGCAUGCAGGAUGAACCGGACGGUGAGGACAAUGAAGAUACAUGUGAAAGGUCAGACGAGCUAGGGUACCCUACGCCGCCACUGACAGACCCGGAGCUUGAAGAGAGUCCGGAGGCCAUAUUCACAGCCAGCCUUCCAAUCCGUCACCGACCCGAUCAUCCUGAGGGGGUGGAUGAAGGCCACAACUCAAACUGCUGCGAUAACAAGGUGCAGCAGAUCAGUGCCAACUACCGAUUCCACGAAUUCCAUCCGAUUCGAAUUGAGACAGCAGUUCAUGGUGCAUUUAACGCUGGGAUUAAGUUUCGACCGCAUAAGAGAGACCUGCCAGAUGCUCCAAAGACCAUGAAAGACCUUGAAAGUCACCCAUUCAAGGACCAAUUUAUCAAGGCGCAGCAAGAGCACCUUGCGUCACAUGGCCAGAUGGAUUCUUUUGUUGAGGGUUCUUAG